Messenger RNA from Scleropages formosus (Asian bonytongue), 1855 nucleotides. RefSeq names its product tubulin, epsilon 1 (gene tube1). Lineage: Eukaryota; Metazoa; Chordata; Actinopteri; Osteoglossiformes; Osteoglossidae. The transcript is spliced from 12 exons. Gene Ontology annotation, molecular function: GTP binding. Gene Ontology annotation, biological process: microtubule-based process. Gene Ontology annotation, cellular component: microtubule. The coding region runs from base 228 to 1652 and encodes 474 amino acids. The record is from RefSeq and is a predicted model, not a curated record.
CACUUGAAUGGUUGGCGCCUAAACGGUAGAGUCAUUGGUAUCUAUGAGUUACGGUACGGAGGCGAUGCUUAAUUGGUUAGCUUAAGCUAGUGAAUGUGAAAUGCUUCGUUUGGAGUUAGAAAUGAGGUCUAGUUACAUACAGAAUAUUGCGUCCGAGGUGGGCGAACGUCUUGAUACCGUGUUCGAGUUGUUCUAGCAAAUAAGACAACAUAGUAGAAUAGUCGAAGAUGACACAGUCGAUAAUAGUCCAAGUUGGUCAGUGUGGCAAUCAGGUGGGAUGCAGGUUCUGGGAUCUCGCUUUGAGGGAACACGCCCACAUCAAUACAAAAGGAGUCUAUGAUGAAGCACUGAGCAGCUUCUUUAGGAAUGUGGACACCAGGAGAAGUGAUGGGGAGAACGACAUCACAUCUGGAAAAAUUAGAUCCCUCAGGGCAAGGGCUGUUCUCAUUGACAUGGAGGAAGGUGUGGUAAACGAGAUCCUGCAAGGUCCCCUGAGAGAUGUGUUUGACAGCACACAGCUCGUCACAGAUGUCUCAGGUUCCGGCAAUAACUGGGCGGUGGGACACAAGGUGUAUGGGCCGGCGUGCAGGGAUCACGUGGUGGAGAAGGUGCGCCGAGCAGCAGAGCACUGUGACAGCCUGCAGUGCUUUUUCCUCAUCCAUUCUAUGGGCGGAGGCACUGGCUCUGGUCUAGGUACACACGUGCUGAGCCUCUUGGAAGACGAGUUCCCAGAAGUUUGCAGGAUCGUUACAUCUGUGUACCCUUCUGCUGAGGACGAUGUCAUCACAUCCCCCUAUAAUAGUGUCUUGGCCAUGCGAGAACUGACAGAGCAUGCUGAUUGUGUGUUGCCUGUUGAGAACCAGUCUCUAGUUGAUAUAAUAAACAAGAUACAACAAAUGGCCCACUCUGGGAAACCCAGUCAAGUAAUCCGGAAGGAAAGCACCCUCAUAUCAGGCCGAGGUGGAGUCGGUGGGACUGAAAAGCCCUUUGAUGCCAUGAACAACAUUAUAGCCAAUUUACUGCUUAAUCUGACCAGCUCUGCUCGAUUCGAGGGCUCACUAAACAUGGAUCUCAACGAAAUUGCUAUGAAUCUUGUGCCAUUUCCACGGCUUCACUAUCUGGUCUCUAGCCUCACCCCACUCUACACACUGGCAGACGUCAACAUCCCCGUCAGGAGGUUAGAUCAAAUGUUCACAGAUGCCUUCAGCAAAGAUCACCAACUUAUCCAGGCAGACCCAAAGCACAGCCUCUACUUGGCCUGUGCCCUUGUUGUCCGCGGUAACGUACAAGUGUCUGACCUCCGCAGGAACAUCGAGAGGUUGAAGCCCUCCCUGUCUUUUGUGUCCUGGAAUCAGGAGGGAUGGAAGACAAGCCUUUGCUCAGUCCCACCUGUGGGCCACAGCCACUCACUGCUGGCCUUAGCCAACAACACCUGUGUGAAGCCCACUUUCACUGAGCUCAGAGACAGGUUCAUGAAGCUCUACAGGAAGAAGGCCCACCUGCAUCAUUACCUGCAUGUGGGGGGCAUGGAGCAUGCCUGCUUUUCAGAAGCUGUCACCUCUCUGUCAUCUCUCAUCGAGGAAUACGACCAGCUAGAGAGCACCAAGAGCCUGCUGUGGUCUGAUGCACCUCGGCUCCAGGUGGCCACAUGAAGGUCCGCAAGCUUUAGAGUUCGCAGUGGUCGGGUUUGCUGCUACAGUUUUGCUUUGUCAUUCUAUGUGUGCAAGUAUGGCCUGCCUCCUCCCCUCAUGUUUGUAUACAUACAUAUGGUUUUUGUCUGUGUACAUCCACACAUUGUUGUUUCUUUAUAUUUCUUCCUCAUUGAUUCAACUGCAGAUUGUAUGUAAAAAAAAAA